Messenger RNA from Prosopis cineraria, 720 nucleotides. Its product is annotated as RING-H2 finger protein ATL57. The record is from RefSeq and is a predicted model, not a curated record. NCBI's taxonomy places the organism in Eukaryota, Viridiplantae, Streptophyta, Magnoliopsida, Fabales, Fabaceae. The coding region runs from base 1 to 720 and encodes 239 amino acids. The transcript has a single exon.
AUGGAACUCUACAAUCGGAGACUGCUCCUGCUGAACGAAGAUGAGCCCUCCUCCAACGACGCCUCUUCACCACCAAGGUUAACGGCCGCGCCACUGUCGGCUUCAUUGUUCGUAACACCUUUGAAACUAUCAGCGCCUGUAACCUUCAAUUCUGAAGUCGCUUGCAUCGUCAUCAUCGUCCUGCUCUUAAUAGCCUUCAUCGUUCUGUUCAUGCGACGGUUUGCCGACCACUCCCCCGCGCCCGCCCGCUACUUGCCAUCGGCGUCCUCUAAUUAUUAUUCUCCAUCAUCCUCGUGCGGUGGUCUCGACCAAACCACCGUCCAGUCCUUGCCGGGGUUUCGGUACAACGCAGAGGCAAAAAACCAGGAGGACUGCGCCAUCUGCCUCAGCGAAUUCGAGAUCGGUGAGACCGUUAAGAUGGUUCCCAACUGUAAGCACGUGUUCCACCAGCAAUGCAUCGACAGAUGGCUAUCCUCGCACGUGACAUGCCCGAUUUGUCGGGGAACAAAAUUUUUUGUUGGGGAACAACAGCAGGCAGAGUCGGCUAAGGCGCAGCCAACUAGCGAUCAGGUCGUUGGACGUCGACACGUAGCAUCGACUGUCGAGAAUGGUGAAACGUGGCGACAAGGUAGUGCAAUGGGGACAUGCAGCCGGAGACGGAGCCGUAGUUGCUCAAGCUUUAGAGAUACGGUGGUUUUGCGAAGAACGUUAAGCUAUUGA